Messenger RNA from Spodoptera litura, 2756 nucleotides. Its product is annotated as lipoma-preferred partner homolog. Gene Ontology annotation, biological process: cell-cell adhesion. The record is from RefSeq and is a predicted model, not a curated record. NCBI's taxonomy places the organism in Eukaryota, Metazoa, Arthropoda, Insecta, Lepidoptera, Noctuidae. Gene Ontology annotation, cellular component: stress fiber; focal adhesion.
GGAGCUGUCGCUGUCAGUUUCGCAUCAAACAAUAAAUCAGGGCGUAACGUUUAUAUUCUAUUUUAAUGAAUAAAAUAGUGUAGUUUAGUAUUGUGUAAGUCGUUAAAAUGAAUACACUCGAUAAACAAUUAGCGGAUCUACGAAUAUACGCUAACGAAUUGGAAGCAAAACUUCAAGAUGAUAUUAACGCGGCUAUGAAAAAACCUUCAAUUCCACCCAAAAAAAAUAAGCCUCCUUUGCCUCAAAUACCUCAAAGUUGUAUGGUGAAGUCUGCCUGUGAACCGUCCUAUUCAUCUAGACUAGAAUAUGGUAGCCGCACUAGUUCCACAUACUCAAACUUGGUCCCUGUGAAGAGUUGCAUCGUGCGGAAUACAGCUAAAGUACGCAGCGGUGAUGUUUUGCUAUACAGCAAUGUACUACCUCCCGGGGGCACCAACCAUGUCUACUCCAAUGUUAUGAUGCAGCGCAAUGCUUACGGUGGUGAUAGUAUUUACGGUGAUCGUGAUACGAGAUCAGAAGUGUCUAGAAUUAGCGAUUUAGGUGCACAGUCUAAUUACAGUGAGUUGCGGCGACCCGGCUCCGCAUAUCCCCCAUCUUCGGCGUCUGUUAAUGCUCAGGACUUUUCUACUUAUGGUGGAUCUCAGACAUCAUCUACUUACGAAUCUCUGUAUGAGCCCAUUAAUCCUAGACCAUGCAGUCAGCUGUCUGGCACGUCCCUGUACGGCGGCUAUGUAGGCACCACAGUGGAGCCUACUCCAGAACCUGACGAUGCACUGUAUUGUGGUAACUGCUACAAAUGUGGUGAGAAGAUUAUGGGUGAGACUACUGGCUGCACUGCCAUGGAAAGGAUCUAUCAUAUUAAAUGUUUCUGCUGUCAACAAUGUGGAAUUAACUUACAAGGUCGCCCCUUCUAUGCAGUGCAGGGGCGAGCACUGUGUGAAAGGGACUACUUGGAUACUUUAGAGAAAUGUUGUGUAUGUGGCGAUCCUAUCCUGGACCGCAUCCUGCGUGCGACAGGCAAACCUUACCACCCCCGUUGCUUCACUUGCGUGGUCUGUCAGAAGAGUCUUGAUGGAAUACCAUUUACAGUAGACGCAGUCAACCGUAUUCACUGUAUUGAGGACUUUCAUAAAAGAUAUGCGCCGCGCUGCGCGCGUUGUCGUGAGCCGAUCGUUCCGGAGAGCGGCGCAGAGGAAACCGUUCGCAUCGUAGCUCUAGAUAAAAGCUUCCAUGUUGCGUGCUACGCCUGCGAGGACUGUGGGACCUCACUGUGCUCUAGGCAGGAGGGCCGGGGCUGUUAUCCUCUCGACGAUCAUCUCUACUGCAGAGAGUGCAACGCUCGCCGCAUUCAGGAUCUCUCUAGGAAUAUUAACUAACUCGUUUACCCUGUAGCACUGUUAUCUUUGGAAAGCAAACAUUUCGUGGCUAAAUAUGGCUUGAAAUUGUGUCACUGUUAUUGAUACGAUUAGUAGAUCGCGUUUUAUAACUUUCGUGACGUUAAAAUAAUUUGUAGCAUGCUAUAGAUGUUUAUCCAUUUCGAAUGUAACUGGAGUAAAUACUUUAAUCGGUAGUUUGUUUCAAUAUUCAAAAAUGUAUAAAUAAUAAAUAUUGAAGAUUCACCUCGCGCUGUUUAGGUUGCUGUUACACCUAGAAUGUAAAAAUGCUAGCCUUCUUUUUAUUAAUUUGUAUAUAAUUUAUCGGCGAUAUUACUUAAGUGUGUAAGAAACUUAGAGUAAGUGAACAAUGUUGACUAAACAUUCCAUGAUGCAUUUAUUUGAUAUAAGGCUGUGUAGCUCUGACCAUUUAUCAUUAUUAUACAGUAUUAUAAUGUUAAUUAGCAACUAUGUGAUUGUGCUUAGAUUAUUGCGAUAUGUUUAGUAAGUUGGUGCAAGACAGACCAUUGUAUUGUACCUAACUACUUGUUAUAAUUGUGCUUUGUACACACUUGCCAAGACGACAAGCAAAAUUUUGCAAUUAUGUAUAAUUAAGCACAUUCCGUAUCAUGGCGUGCAAGUGUGUGCAACACUGUAUAAAUAGUGCCAUGUUAAUUAUGUAUAGUAUUAUUGUUAGGUUGUCCUUUAUUCGGUUAUCAAACUGAAUAACUUGUGUGCAAAGAUUUCGUGUCUUAUUUGCAGUGUACUUAAUUUGUGUUAAUUAGUUAAUGAAGAAACAAUGGCAUGUACAUAAUAAUUACAUAUUAUUUUCUCUGUAAGAGAUAGGACCACAGAUAUAUUAAAGAAGAUAUAUAUUUUUUAAUAUUUCUGUGGAUAGGACAAAUGGGAAUCUUCAUAAUUGAAAAUCUAUUAUACCAUCCAUAUAAACCAAUCCCAUCACUCCAUGCCAUUCGACUACGAGAACAUAAAUAUCCUAGAAUGCAAUUGAUUAGUGUCAAAUUUUUCCUUUAAUUUGUGAUGUAAUGAAUCUCGCUCCAAAUAAUUUCUAACAUUUCCUAGAUAAGUUUUGAUGAUACAUACCACCUAAAUAAAUAUAGUGAAUAUUUGUAAGUUUUGAUAAAAUCCAACUUUUAUACAUACAAAACAUAAGCUGUUUACGAUUUUUUUUUAUUAAUUUAAAACUCAUUGUAACCUUGUAUUUUACUGGCAUAUUCAAUAGAAUAUGCCAAAUUAAUGAGCCUAUCAAAUGUUAAAUGUUAGAAAGUAGAAUGAAUUUUACAUGUAGUUGAACUUUUUAGGCAUACUAGUCAUCAUUUACUAUUUGUAUGCUGCUAUUAGUGAAAAUAAAAUAUACACAUUAAA